AAUAGCUUCCCUUCUGACGUUUUCAGAGAGGAGAGUCUCUUUUGUUCUCGCGAUAUUUCCGGGUACUCGGGAGCCCGGGCGACCCGGGCUUCUGUGAAAUAUGGCGGUCGGCUGGGACUGUAAAACAAGCAUGACUAUAUGAAGAAGAGGAAGGUUUACCUGAAGAUGAGGCGACUGAAUCGGAAAAAAACCUUAAGUUUGGUGAAAGAGCUGGAUGCCUUUCCAAAGGUUCCCGACAGCUAUGUAGAGACUUCAGCCAGUGGGGGUACAGUUUCUUUAAUAGCAUUUACCACUAUGGCUUUAUUAACCAUUAUGGAAUUCUCAGUAUAUCAAGACACAUGGAUGAAGUAUGAAUAUGAAGUAGAUAAGGAUUUUUCUAGCAAAUUGAGAAUCAAUAUAGAUAUUACUGUUGCUAUGAAGUGUCAAUAUGUUGGAGCAGACGUAUUGGAUUUAGCAGAAACAAUGGUUGCAUCUGCAGAUGGUCUAGUUUAUGAACCAGCAAUAUUUGAUCUUUCACCAAAGCAAAAAGAGUGGCAGAGGAUGUUGCAGCUGAUUCAGAGUAGGCUGCAAGAAGAGCAUUCCCUUCAAGAUGUGAUAUUUAAAAGUGCUUUUAAAACUGCGUCACUUCCACCAAGGGAAGAUAAUCCAUCACAAUCUCCAGAUGCAUGUAGAAUUCAUGGUCAUUUAUAUGUCAAUAAAGUAGCAGGGAAUUUUCACAUAACUGUGGGCAAGGCAAUUCCACAUCCUCGAGGUCAUGCGCAUUUGGCAGCACUUGUCAACCAUGACUCUUACAAUUUUUCUCACAGAAUAGAUCAUUUGUCUUUUGGAGAGCUUGUCCCAGGAAUUAUUAAUCCUUUAGAUGGAACUGAAAAAAUUGCUAUAGAUCACAACCAGAUGUUUCAAUAUUUUAUUACAGUUGUGCCAACAAAACUACAUACAUAUAAAAUUUCAGCAGACACCCAUCAGUUUUCCGUGACAGAAAGGGAACGCAUCAUUAACCAUGCUGCAGGCAGCCAUGGAGUCUCUGGGAUAUUUAUGAAAUACGAUCUCAGUUCUCUUAUGGUGACAGUUACUGAGGAGCACAUGCCAUUCUGGCAGUUUUUUGUAAGACUGUGUGGUAUUGUCGGAGGAAUCUUUUCAACAACAGGCAUGUUACAUGGAAUUGGAAAAUUUAUAGUCGAAAUAAUUUGCUGUCGAUUCAGACUUGGAUCCUAUAAACCUGUCACUUCUGUUCCCUUUGAGGAUGGCCACACAGACAACCACUUACCUCUUUUAGAAAAUAAUACACAUUAGCACCUCCCAAGUGAAGGAGAAAAACUUUUUGCCUGAGACACAAAACCUUUCUUAAUAAUAAAAUGUCGUGCAAUAUGGUCAAAGAAAAGAAAAUAUGAGAAGCAGGAAACAUACUUAUUUUAAAAUGGAAAGGGAAAAAUAACCCCAAACUGAAAUUCUAAAUAUGUUGUGUCUGUUCCAAAUGUCCUAGAAGAAAUUAUGUGGCUACUCAGUGAAUAA
Messenger RNA from Nycticebus coucang (slow loris), 1512 nucleotides. It is a transcript of the gene ERGIC2, whose product is annotated as ERGIC and golgi 2. NCBI's taxonomy places the organism in Eukaryota, Metazoa, Chordata, Mammalia, Primates, Lorisidae. The transcript has 14 exons. The coding region runs from base 139 to 1293 and encodes 384 amino acids. Gene Ontology annotation, cellular component: endoplasmic reticulum; membrane; COPII-coated ER to Golgi transport vesicle. Gene Ontology annotation, biological process: retrograde vesicle-mediated transport, Golgi to endoplasmic reticulum; endoplasmic reticulum to Golgi vesicle-mediated transport. The record is from RefSeq and is a predicted model, not a curated record.